AAGGGUCAAAGGUCACCAAUUUAAAAGAAAGGCGUUUGAGUUAUCAAAGUAAAGCAGUUAAGGCUAAGGUGUUCAAAGAGAAGGCGAAUGCAACAAAGUUGUUGCUUAUUAUUCAGAUUUGAAAUGGAUCAAUAUCUUGAAAUUGCUAAAUCUACUUUAAAGCAGUGGCUUCCUAAAAAUGAAAAGGUAGCUACUACUAGUAUAGGUAUAGUAUAGGCAUAGGCAUAGCGGAUAGCGGCAUAGUAAAUUACUUAUAUUAAUAAUUAAAUUAUUAAACUUAUUUUUUUUUUAAAAUUAUGACUUAUCAGACUUGUCUCAUUGUCAGUAACUUGUCUUUUAGUUUUAGGUUUCAGCUUUAGUUUUAAAAUUUAGCAACUCACCCAGGCCCAACAAGGCCAGUCAUCGGACUCAUCCACACUAAUCACUUAACAACCAAUAUUUAAAUUUUGUCGUUCAUUAUUAGUUAAAUAAAGACAAUUACUAAUUACUAAAAAUUAUGAUAUUUUAAUUUUAGCUUACUACUUAGUUACUUAGUAGUAAUUCAAUGUCAAUAAAUAUAAAAGACUUUUAAAGAAUUCAGAAUAAGCUACAAAUUACAUGAAAUUAAUCUUAUCAAUUGACUCAAUUGUUAUAUUAAUCGGUAGUUAAGGCUUAACUUAAGGCAAGGUAGUCUUGGACAGCCACCUAUUUGCCUAUUUUAUUACAUUUUCAUUUGUUAGGUUAGGCCUGUGUAAAUUAAAAUAAUCAAUUUAUUUUAGUCUAUGUCAUGUUUUUUCAUUUGGCUUAUAACGUAUAUUAGAUAAGGCUGUGGCUAUUCUGACCCGGGAUUCAGACAAGGAAAAGAGUGAGAGGUUGAGCUUAUUAAAAAAUAUUAAAGAUUUAAAAUAUUAUUGUUGGGUCUGUAAGACAACUUUGGCAUGAAAGAUAAUGGAAUGGACCAUAUGUUUAUAAACUUAGAUCUACCUCUUCAGCAAUGUUCCCUCUAAGGUUUGUUGGUUCGUGUGCACAUUUUUACAGCAUCAAUUUUUUUGUGCGCAAAAUUUUACAGCCUACAGACACAAACUUAAGUGGAAAUUAGCUGCGCGGUACUCAAAAUGGCUGCGCGGCAUCUGUGAGAUUGCUGCGCGGCCACGCAGCUUAAAGGGAACAUUGUUCUUCAGUUUAACUAAAAUAAACUACCACCAAUGACAUCCGAUAGCCAUUUAGUCUAAAGGACCCGGGUCAGUAUAGUGGUUAUUUGGACCCAAAUAAGCCACUUCGAUUAGUUAAUUAAUGACUAUUGUUAUCCACAGACUGAGACUGUCUUCCUAUAACUUUUUUGCCUUUCCUUGCUUUUAGCAAAACAACCAUCAUUUAAAUUUAACAAACUGUACUAGAAAAUGAAAAUUAAAUUUCAUUUCCACUGACUUCCAGGCUACUUUUGUCAUUCACAGCAACAUUUGUGGUCUAUCUUGCUUGAAAAAAUGUCAACCUCCGAAUAACACCAAAAAAUUAAUAAGCCAUUGGCAAUUGAUUUGAUUAAUUUACUUCAAACUCUUUUAUUAAAAUUCACUUUAGACACCAAACAUUACAAAGUAAUUUAUUGUUGGAAUAUGCUUGCAGUUGCAUUUUGUUCUUCUUACCACUAUAAGGGGACAUAGCUGACUAAUAUAAUUAAAGCACCUAAAAUAAGAAAUCCUUUUAAAAGAAAAUCAAGUAAUGAUUAAAUAUUAUUUUUCUUGGUAAAACAAGUCAUGAUUGUAUUUUCUUUUCAGGAGCUUGAAUGGUGGAUAAAAUUUAGGAAACCAGAAGAAAUUCUUAAGAAGCAUGCAACAUAUCUCUAUUGUGAAGUGAUCUUAUAUAUUAUUGGAUUCUUGACCUUAUACCAUGGUAAAGAUUUAGUAGAUGAACUUUUAUAAUUUAAAGAAGUUUUUUUUACAUUUUAAAAUUUUACCGUACCCAUACAUUAUUUUAAUUAAUUAUUUUUUGCUGGACAGAAUGUUAAAAAAUAUUGAAAUAAUGAAGACUCAAACGCUUGAACACAAAUAAGUUUAGUCAUACGUUUUUCAAAAAUCCAAACUUUUUUGGAAAGUUGUAAUUAUUCUAAAGAGCUAUUGAGGAAUGAUAUAAAUUGCCAUAUAUUUAAGUUAAUUCAAAUAAAACUUGCAAGAUGUCCAUGGAAGCAAAACCAAAAAGACACUUAGAUAGUUUUCCAUGUCUUAAUAUACACAAAGCCAUCCCUUAACAACGUUGGGGAACAAAGAAAGGGAUUAAUUUUGAUCACUAGCAUUCUUUCUAGCAGCUCUCAGGUGGGCAAAGCUUGAGAAAGGGUAAAAAGAAUUAAUUGAACAUUACAAGUUAAUUUUAUUUUAAAAUAAUUAGUUUUUGUCUUCAGCUAUGCAAAGUGGUGGAAGGUAUCGUUGGUUAUGGUUUGCUGCUAUUGCACAUGGGUUGACAGUGGAGUCUGUUAGCUAUUUUGUACCUGAUAUUGACAACUUUUGGCAUGCACAGUCAAUGGUAAUGCUCCUGGGCCAGCGUCUGCCCCUACACAUAAUUUUUCUGUGUAAGUUUGUAUAGAAUUCUAUUAAAUUAUGGUAAUAAAAGCAAUUGAUAUAUUUUUAGUAUGGUUAAGAAAAUAUUCUCUAAGAAAAGAAAGAAAAAAGAUUAUCAUACAAACAACAAAAUUAGUGUCCUAAAAAUGAUGAUAAAUUACUAUAAAAAUUAAAACAAAAUUUAUUAGUUUUUCUUUAAUAUUGUUUCCAAUAAGUGAAUAAAAGAAAAAUUAGAGCAUUUUUACUAAUAGAAGAAAACUGUAAUUGCAAUAAGCUUUUAUUAAGAUUGCAAGUUAGUUUUGUAAAUUUGUGUUCAUUUUUGUUGGAUUUCCUUUAGAGCUUCAUAUAUGCCACUUCAAAUUUGCCACCUGCAUUACAUUUCCUUUUUCCCUUUAGAUCCUGUAUUUAUCUAUACAGCUGUUGUAGCUGUCUCACACAUGAAUCUCCGCUGGUGGGCUGAACCAUUUGCAGGUCAUUAUGCUAUGUUAUAAUUACAAUAAUAUUUUUAAAUAUCAAUUUUUUAAAAUUGUGUUGAUGCCAGAAUACUUUAUUGACAUUUUCUAGUUUAUCUGAUGAAAUAAAACCUUUAAUUUCACUAUAAUAAAGAUGUGUAUUCUUUAUUGGUGUUCAGGAAUAUCUCAUUUCCUUUUUUUUCUUGAACAGUUGGCUUGACAGUUGUGCUAAUAGAUAUUCCAUUUGAUAUAAUGGGUAUUAAGCUUCUGUGGUGGACCUGGCAUGAUGAUGACCCUAACAUCUAUGAUCGUCAUUACUAUGUACCAUGGACAUCAUAUUAUUUCCAUGCAGCUUUCUCAAGCUCAUUUGCUUUCCUUUUCUUAAGUCUUCCAAACAUAUUGUGCAGUUCUGGACUUAAGUUUCGAAGCUCGGGGUUUGUGCAUUUACUUCGAAGUGGUUCUGAAUUAUAUUCAUAACAAAUUUUAAUUGAUUUAGUUCUUUUAAAGCCUUUAUAAUUUAUUAUAGUUAAAAUUAUCAUUCUUUCUCAUAACAGUAGACCAAAACUUUUUUUAUAAUCAAAGAUGAAAAAUUACUGACCAAUAGCCUCAAUCAUUGAUUAACCUAUUUUUUUUUUUAUUUACCAAAGAAAUCCUUUCAACCUAUGCAAUGUCCAGUAAAUAUCAAUAAUUUAAUCCUCAGAUUUUUUGUUGAGCUUUUAAUUCUGAUUGCUACUGGUCUUUUUUCGAUGCCGCUGGGCAUCCUGCAAUUUAUUCCUGUCUACCAUCCCCUACAUGACUCACUUGCGAUUCAUUCUGAAGUUUGCGUACUGCUAUUAUUGAGUGUGUUCAGUUUUAUUGUAUGGAGUGCUGAUAGGACACCACUUGAGUCAGCAAGGCAACCACGAUCAAGUAAGCUAAGAGUUUGACAUAAAUGUUUUAAGUACUUUAUUAACGGCAAUGUUAAGUACACCUAGACCAGGGGUCUCAAGCUCAAAUCAUCCGGGGGCUGCAGGAGGUAGAGUCUGAGAGAGACUGGGCUGCAUCAAGUAUUCCACAAAAAAGCGAUUACAAAUUCAAUAAAGUACAACUUUUCCAAUCUCUUCAACCUUCAUUAAUAACAAAUAAAAACAUUAAGGGUGCUCAAGAACUAGUCUUCACUUUCUUCCUCCUACUCCUUGUUGCCAGAGAUCUGGCAGCGUUUCUUCUUACACAACAUUUGGCUUGAGUGGAGAAGCAACUAAGACACUCAGUAUAGCUUGAAGAUGCUCAUCUGUAAGUUUUGCCCUGAAUUUUGACUUGUUAAAGUUCAUCACACUAAAGAGCUUUUCACACAGAUAGGUACUCCCAAAAAAAGUACAUGAUCCGCAUGAACAGCCUGGAAAUCUCAGUGAAAGCAAGGUGGAAGGCAAUGCUCUCAAAAAUUAUCCAUGUUUUUUCCAUUCACCUUCCUGAGCUUAGAAUUGCACUGGAGAUCAAUCAGCUCCAUUUGAAGUGCAAAAGCGGGGCAUCUUCCACAUUGAAGAAGAAAGGGUCAGCAUAAAGUUGUAAAGUGGCUCUGUGUGUUUUGAAGUCUGAAAACAUGUGAUUGAAUUUUUCCUGUAUCUUUGCAAUGGCAUCAGUAUACUGAAUGGCGUGCCAGAGUGCAUGAGUACUUUGCAUGUUGGGAAAUGGCAGAUGUUUCUCUAAGAACCAUAACACAAGUUUUGUGCAGAAUACCCUGACGUUGUCAUAGGCAACACUGACAAGCUACCCUGGUCUUGUAACUUCUUGUUCAGCUCCUAUGUAAUGUCAACAAGAAAAGCCAAGUUCAUGAGCUAUUUGGGAUCACUUAGUAAAGGAACAACCACCCCAUCCUUCUCCUUGAAGGCUUUAAAUGCUAAAACAUGUUCAAACAAGAGCAGGCAUAAGUUAUUAUUAUUGAUGCGAAGGAAGAUGCUAUUGUAGGGACAUUGAAUUUUGUUUUGUUAUCGUAGAAAAGGUCUUUUUGACUAACCCUAUUUUGAAAGUGACCAAGCUGACAGGCUCGCAAUUCCCCUCACUCCUAAACACUAGCGGCAAUUCUAAUAGGGAUCCUUUGAUACUGUGUCAGAUUGCCAUGAUUUACACAAUUAAGCUUGUGCAAUACUCACUAACUGACUUUUUAAAACAUUUCUCAAAACCACACUUUGGCCAUGUUUGUCUCAUAAAAUGCUAUAAAAUAAAAACUUUUAGUCCGAUUUUAAAACAGUUUUCACCAUUGUAACCAACGUCCAAUCUAUAAAAACAUAAUAAAAAUCAGAAUUAGACUAGUCGGUGAGAUUCGACCAAGUGUCAUUAUGGAUAUGAGAAUGGGGAAAACACACGUGCCGCAUUAACACUAAACUUUGCUGUCAUGUGUCGGGCCGCAAAAUAUCGUCUUGCAGGCCGCAAAUGGCCUGCGGGCCACGAGUUUGAGACCCCUGGCCUAGACAUAAGAGCUGGAAAAAGUGUUUGUAUCCAACUGGAAAGAGUGGUGUCAGAAAGAGGCUACUUGAAGAAGAUAAUUGAUGCCUAUUGUUCCAUUUUAACCAGAACGUGCUGAAAAGAAAAAUAUGUGAAACUGCAUAGAGUAUUAUCAUACAAACCAAUAAAAAUUAAUAAAAGUAUUUAAUGCAAAGCAAUAAUCUAUAAAUACACUAUCAGUCCAUAAUUUUAAAUAUAUUUUAAUAAUGCAUUCCAUUUAAUAUUGGUCUGAUAAUAACCGGAUUUUCGACAUUAGAUUUAAUACACAUAUAUUCUUAGAAAAAAGUAUCAUAUUAUAUGGUUGUUGUUGGUCCGUCAACAUGGACUAGGACCAUCUAGUCAUCCGGUUGGGGGGAGGGGGGGUCAUCACGGUGACUUCGUAGGUGGUUUGGUAGUCUGAUCGUUGCUUGGAAUAAUCUCUGGCACCGCGGGCAGGGGAUAGUUGUUGUAGUUGGUGAUCUAAGGUUGCUCUUUCAGGCUAGCCUGCAUGUCUCAGCUGUGGCUAUCCUACUGGCUUCAUGAGAUUGAGGCCCCUUCUUGACAGCUGAUCUCCACCUGGCUCUGUCCUGACCCAUUCAAUAGGGUUGAUGCUGAAGGCCUUUAGUGCGGCUUUCAGCGAGUCUUUGUAACGCUUCUAUUGACCUCCUUGCCUAUUGUAAGUUCUCCGAAGAAUAUCUGUUUAGGGAGCCGGUUGUCUUCCAUACGGGCUAUGUGUUCCAUCCAACGGAGUUGAGACUGCAUGAGGGUGGUGAAGAUGCUAGGUAGAAAGAUAUGACCCAAUGUUACCGAGAUAAUAAUGGAAGGCAUUUUGCGUUACUUUAUAAUUGCUAUUGCAAAGUCAUAACAUCUAACAAUCAAAUUUUUACGUAUGUAACUGAAAAAUAUUAUGACAAUAUUCCAGGACCUUGAAAUAUAUAUUUAGGAAAUAGUUAAUCAGACUUUCCUUGUUUUAAAAAGUAUUAUCUAUGUAUUGAUCUUUACGUUUCUAACAUCAGUUUGUUUUGAGAAAUAAUCUUCAGUAUAAUAUAUGCCCACCCUACCAUUUUAAGGACCUUUUUUUAGUAAUAAUGCUAAUACUGUAAUGAAAAAUGUAGAUGUAAUAAACUUGCAGGUGGGAUUACUCAGACAAAUUUUCAAAAUUUGUUGCAUUAAAUCAAUAUAUCCCCAGAUCUGUUCAAAGUAAACUCUUUGGUACUUGGUGUUCUACUGCAUUAUGGGUUUUACAUUUAUCUGGUGUUGGCAGCCAAACCCCAGGAAAUUGUUUCAGUUGGUUACCAUCAAACCGUUGGCGCAUGCGAUGUUCCAGUCAAAGUACUCACUCCACUUGGUCAUGUAAGUUGCUAUAAUAAUGCUACCAUAAAAAUUGCCUCUCCAUUUCAUAAAUGAACAGUUACAUUUUUAAGGCCAUUAAGUUCGUAUUAAAUUGUAAAAUGACUAGCUAAGAGAGUAGACUAUAUGAAGAAGAUUCUUGGAUUUAAAAAUAUUAAUUAAAAACCAUUAAAAAAAACUUAGCUAUUUCUUAUACAAACUAAAAAAAAGUUAAAUAUUUUUAUUUAUGAUUAUAUAAAAAUUAUUAGUUAUAUUUUGAUAAUUUUCAUUGCUCCUUUCUUAAAACAUUUUGCAGUUUUUUUUGUUCAUAUGUUGCUUUUAAUGUAUUUAUAAUAUUUAUAUACAUUUUUUUUUAUAUUCUGAAUUGACAGUUAUUGAAAAAGAACAAGUACUUAUGUGUUGACCAUUACUAUGAAGAAUAUUUUGACUUCAGCUGUGUGAAGACUUUACCAAGCUCUAACGUAGGAUGGUAUACAAUUUGUGGCACACCUUAUAAGAAUCAUGAGGAAUAUAUAUUAGUUGUGUCUGCCUUCUGUGCUUUUGGACUCUUUUGGUUCUGGCAACUGCUGUGUAGAUCUGGCAACCAACCCAGAACUUCCAAGCCAACACCUCGUGUCAAACAGCACUGGGAUUGAGAGAGUUUCAAAUGCAAUCAGGUUUACAUUUAAUGAGGAAACAUUCCUUUUCACCAAACCAAAACCAUCCCCUUAAUUAUUUUGAUUGGCAUGAUGAUUUAGCCAACAGAUGGCUAUUGAAAAAUCUAAAUUAUUGAAUUGAAAGUUACGAUAGGCUUACUUUUAUAUGAAAUCUCUUUGUAAUGGAAACUAAUUUUUAUGAUUGUAAUGAUGUUAAGUUAGAUGAAAACUUUUAUUUCAGGUAAAUUUACAAUAUAAUUCAGUUGUUUUGUAUCCUAUGUCAAUCUCUUGGCUAAAUAUUUAUUUAGUUAAUAUUUAUAAUCAACUUAUCAUGCUUAUCCUCCCUUUACUUUAAAAAAAAAAAUCAAAACAUGACAUUUCUUAAAAAGAAAAUUGACAAUUUUCUUGUAUUUCUAUUCAUAAUGUACCACUUUGUUUGUAAUUACUGCUAUUUUUGUUCUGUUUACACUAUCUACAAUAUAAUGUAAGACUUUGUUGUCAAUACUCAAAAAAAAAUGUUAACAUUGCUUUGUUAAAGUUGUUAUUUAUAUCUGUAGCAGUCAUCUACAUUCUAGUUUUAUCUUAACCCAUCUUUUCUAUCAUUCCGUGAAUGGUGUUAGUUUUGAUAAUUAUUUAAGGUGCAACUUAUUGUUAAUAAUUUGAAUAUAAAUUUACUUAGUGUGUUAUUUCUAAAAAAAAAUGUUUAUCUUGAAUUAGAGAUCAUAGAAAAAAUUAAAUAUGAAUACAUUUAUGCCUUAUGUUCACAUUUGUCAUUGAGAUUUUAUAAUUUCUGUUUCAUGUGUUUUCUUUAUACAAAUAAUUGGUUUGUUAAUAGAAAUUU
Molecule: messenger RNA, 8269 nt
Organism: Lymnaea stagnalis (great pond snail)
Lineage: Eukaryota; Metazoa; Mollusca; Gastropoda; Lymnaeidae
Source: the annotation of a GenBank genome assembly